Thalassophryne amazonica is the source of this 1244-nucleotide messenger RNA. Its product is annotated as BTB/POZ domain-containing protein KCTD7. The record is from RefSeq and is a predicted model, not a curated record. Gene Ontology annotation, molecular function: protein binding. Lineage: Eukaryota; Metazoa; Chordata; Actinopteri; Batrachoidiformes; Batrachoididae. Bases 91 to 843 code for a protein of 250 amino acids. Gene Ontology annotation, biological process: protein homooligomerization. The transcript is spliced from 4 exons.
UGACAAGAAAAUGUUCACUCUUAAACUUGUGUUUACCGUAAUAUUCAUUCUUUUCUGUCCCUGUGUUUCUUUUGUAGUCUUGUCCCAGGCAUGAAGAGACCCAGGAUCAGCACUGCUUUUCCAGAAGUAAUUUCUCUGAAUGUGGGUGGCACGUACUUCACUACACGCCUGUCUACACUGCAGAGGUAUGAAGACAGCAUGCUGGCUGCCAUGUUUAGUGGACGUCAUUACAUUCCACGUGAUGCUGAAGGUCGUUUCUUCAUUGACCGUGAUGGGACCUAUUUUGGGGACAUCCUAAAUUUUCUUCGAGAAGGCGAGCUUCCUCACAGGGACAGAGUGAGGUCAGUGUACAAAGAAGCUCAGUACUACACCAUCGGCCCAUUGCUUGAUCACCUGGAGGACACUCAGCCACUCACAGGAGAGAAAGUUCGUCAAGCAUUCCUGGAUCUACUACCCUAUUACAAAGAUAACCUGGAACGUAUUGUGGAAAUCGCUAGACUGAGAGCCACGCAAAAAAAAGCUCGAUUUGCCAAGCUGAAGGUCUGUGUGUACAAGGAAGAGACGCCCAUCACGCCCUAUGAGCGGCCUGUUUUCAACUCUCUUCACUUUGAGCGCUCAGACAGUGAGGCAAAGCUCUUUGAGCACCAAUGUGAGGUGGACGUGUCCUUCGGGCCGUGGGAGGCAGUGGCCGAUGUCUACGACCUGCUGCACUGCAUCGUCAGUGACUUGGCUGAGCGCGGAAUCGCCGCGGAGCACCAGUGCAUUGGUGUUUGUGACAAGCAUCUUAUCAACCACUACUACUGCAAGAGGCCCAUCUACGAGUUUAAGAUCACAUGGUGGUGAAGGAUUUCCCUUUUUUCGCCUCCUUCCGUGGCUGACCACACAUUCAAAGUGACAUCUUUCUGAGGGAUCAGACUGAUUUUUGCCAGAAUGGGGAGCGAUGUAUUUGAAAAACAUUGCAGCACUGUAUCACUUCCUCCGUUUCCACUUUCAUAAGCACUCACACAUGCAUCUGAAGUUUAGAUGUAUGGUGUGAGCGCAUGUAGCGCACGCUCUCAGUGUGCACUGUUCACCUGUAAGUGCGCAGUAUCUUUAUUGUCAUAUAUAUAGGACAAGUUUUUAUAGCAAUUGUAUUGUUGAGUAAUACAGUGGUCCCUCGUUAUAAUGCGGUUCAUCUUUCGCGGCCUCGCAGUUUCGUGGAUUUUUUUAGUCCAAUUUUGCAUGCUUUUUUUUUUACAGCGCAU